GCAGCGGCCGGGUUCUCCCCAAGUCUUGGCAUUCUGGAAAUUUCUCGCUCGCGACAGUCGGAGCACCUCUCGAUCUUUUCUUCAAUCACGAAUUAUCGCAAGCCCUUUCGCAGCAUAGCAUCAAGCCAGCUCCUAUUCCAUUUUAUCACUCGCACUUGAUUCUCCAGACAUCUAUCACCUCCCUAUAUUAACACAAUGGCCCUGCGCAGCAUCAAGAACCUUGUUCCCCUCCUGGACCGCGUUCUGGUCCAGCGCGUCAAGCCUGAGACCAAGACCGCCAGCGGUAUCUUCUUGCCCGAGAGCACCGUUAAGGAAAUCAAUCAGGCCACAGUUCUGGCUGUCGGACCUGGCGCUAUUGACCGAAACGGAAACAAGAUCCCCAUGAGCGUCGCUAGCGGUGAUAAGGUUCUGAUUCCUCAGUUCGGUGGUAGCCCUGUCAAGGUCGGCGAGGACGAAUUCACUCUUUUCAGGGACUCUGAGAUCCUGGCUAAGAUCAACGAGUAAUCGUUCCUCUCCCGAAUCGCAAUCAGUGAUUAUAUCGAAUUAUCUCGUCACAGCCUGGACUGCUACGAUGUCUUGACAUUAACCAAUCCCAAAACAAUGUACCAUAAAGCACCUGUAUCAUCACGCCACACCAAGAAAAUCAUCUGAAAAAAGCGAAAAAUAGAAAGGAAAGAAAGGAUUUAAAUAUUUAAUACUCAUUGUCACUUUGGGAGGGAUAUGUCAAAUCUAACCUUG
Messenger RNA from Talaromyces proteolyticus, 738 nucleotides. RefSeq names its product putative chaperonin. Gene Ontology annotation, cellular component: mitochondrial matrix. Gene Ontology annotation, molecular function: metal ion binding; protein-folding chaperone binding; ATP binding. The coding region runs from base 196 to 504 and encodes 102 amino acids. The transcript has 4 exons. Lineage: Eukaryota; Fungi; Ascomycota; Eurotiomycetes; Eurotiales; Trichocomaceae. The record is from RefSeq and is a predicted model, not a curated record.